CUGGUUUGCUUGCCUUCUCUCUAGUGGACCUGCCAAGCGUGCUCUCCGUCAAUCUGCCUUGGUCUCUUCUUUACGUCAGAAACCUUUCGGAUGAUAGACAUGGGACAGUCAUUUUUCCUCAGCUUUCUGGAUCCUCAUCACCGUCGUCCGUGUCUUUGACUAUCCGCUUGGCCAUAGACCUUCGAGAUUGUCAGAGGGUAUUGUAGAACUUCGGACCAAUUCAAUCCCCAACUUCCCGCGUUCUUCUAAUCGAAAGCAACGGAGAUGCAGAACCCGAACCAACACAUGCAGUCGGACCAGGCCCACCAGCAGCAGUACCCACCCCAUCCUCAGCAUCCCCAGGGCCCUCCCUUGUCACAGCCACAACCCACCCUGCUUUCAGGCCCGCAGCAGCCGCCAAAGCACCUGGGCCCUUCUCAACAGAUCCCUUUGUCGCAAGCCCUGGGGGCUCACCCCGGUCCGCCUCCCCACGGCAUCCCCCCUCACCUCCUGCAGCAGCGGCAUCUGCAGCAGUCCGCCCAGCCUCCCGUGCAGGCGCAGCAGCGGACAGUGCAACGACAGCAGCAGACGCUUCUCACCCAGCCGCAGCAGCAGCAGGGCCCUCUGUCACAGCCGCAGCAUAUGCAGAAGCAGCAGCCGUUGUCGCAGCAGCAGCAUAAGCAGCAGAAGCACCUGGAGCACGCAGCGCAGCCCAUGCAGCCGAAGCAGCAGGGUCCGCCGAUGCAGCCUAUGGCUCAGAUGCAGCCGCAGCUGCAGGCGCAGUUGCUGCAGCGGCAGCAGCAGCAGCAACAGCAGCCGCAGGAUCAGAGGCGGCAGCAGCCGAUUCACCAGCAGGUCCCGCCUCACGCGCUUCAGCAGCAAGGGAUGCACCCAGGCCAGCCUAUGCACCAGCCACAGCGGCAGGUGCAGCAGUCCCCUGCUUUGGCGCCACGGCAGCAGUUAAUGAUGGCGCAGCAGCAGCAACAGCAACACGCGCCUUCAGCACUCAUGCAGCCGCAGCAGUCGCAGCAGCAGCAUCAGCAGCAGCAGGCGGGAGUCACAGCACAGAAACAUCAGCAGCAUCAGCAGCACCAGCAGCAUCAGAGGCCCUUAGGCCAGAUUCCCGCGCAGCAGCAGGUACUGAUGGGGCAGCAGCAGGCAGCAGCGCACGGGCAGAAGCAGACGCAGCAGCAAGUUGUGUUGAUGCAGCAGCCAAGUAUGGGGCAGCAGAGACAGCUGAAGCCACAGCAACAGGCACAAGCGCCACAUGCAGUAUUGACGGGUACGCAGCAUGCAGCGGCUGCUGCAGCGCAGCAGCAGCAGCAACAGCAGCAACAGCAUCAGCAGCAGCAACAGCAACAGCAGCAACAGCAACAGCAACAGCAGCAGCAGCAGCAGCAGCAGCAACAGCAGCAGCAGCAGCAGCAGCAACAGCAACAGCAACAGCAGCUGCAGCAGCAGCAGCAGCAGCAGCAGCAGGGGGGUCGAUUGACAACAAACGACGCAUUGGCAUAUCUGAAGGCAGUGAAGGAACGGUUUCGAGACGAGAAGGACAAAUACGACGAGUUCCUGGACGUCAUGAAGAACUUCAAGGCGCAGCUGAUCGACACAGCAGGAGUGAUAGCGCGUGUGAAGGAGCUCUUCGUGGGCCACAGGCAGCUCAUCCUCGGCUUCAACACCUUCCUCCCCAAGGGAUACGAAAUCACCCUCCCACCCGAACCCACAACUCCGGUACCAGCCCCCGCGCCCGCACCCCCUCCUCAGCCUCGGUCCGCGCCUCCUGCGGUGGCUCGGGCGGUAAUCACCCCAUCCGUACCUGCAGGGCCUGUCCCAUCUGUCGCUCCUGCUGGUGGUCCCCCGCUUAUGCCUGGAGGAGCGGGUGCAGCGGCACCCCAUGCACCAGUGCCAGUGCCCCAUGGGGGGUCUAUUAGUGGGGCUGCCGCGGCUACUCGCACUCCCCCCCUUCCUGCUGCUGCAGUGGGCGCAGGCGCAGGAGCAGGAGCAGGAGCAGGUGCAGUGGCAGCUGCUUCUGGUGCAGGUCAUGCUGGGGGAGGUUCAUCUGCUGCUGCUGCUGGUGCUGCUGGUGCUGUUGCUGCCGCUCCUGGUGGUGGUUCUCCUCCCAGUGCUCCUGCUGCUGCCCCUGGUGCUGCUGGUGCUGCUGCGACUGUGCCUGCAGCAGCAGCAGCAGCAGGGGGGGCAGGAGGAGCGGCGGGUGCAGCAGCUGCUCCGGCUGCGCGAAGCAAGAUGGUGGAGUUCGACCAAGCCAUCAGCUACGUCAACAAGAUCAAGGCCCGCUUUGCUGACGAUGAGUCGGUGUACAAGAGCUUUCUGGAGAUCCUCAACAUGUACCGCAAGGGCAACAACAACAUCGUGGACGUGUACAAGGAGGUGGCUACGCUCUUCAAGGACCACUCAGAUCUGCUGGAGGAGUUCACCUUCUUCCUGCCGGACUCUGCUGCCAGCCAUUUGCCCCAGUGGCGCGGGGUGGGCCCCCCACCUCCUGGCACCGUUGCUGCGCCUGGUGGUGGUGCUGCUGCUGGCAGUGCUGCUGCUGCUGGCAGUGCUGCUGCUGCUGGCGGCGCGGCUGGCGCAACAGCAGUAGCAGGAGCACGGCCGGGUGUGGGUGCUGGUGCUGGUGAAGCAGCAGCUGCUGCUACGGUUGCUGCCACAGUUGGUGGGGUUGCUGCUGCUGCUCCAGCUGGUGCAGCAGCAGCUGGUGGCCGGGCGGAGAAGGGCAAGAAGGACAAGGACGGAGAGCACACAGAGAGGAGGCGCAAGGGGGCAGAGGGUCGGGGCAAGGAGAAGGAGGCAGAGGGGCGAGGAAAGGUGAAGGAGGAGGUGGAUGAAGACACGUCCGCACAGCAGCAGCACAAGCGCCUCCAGCAGCAGCAGCAGCAGCAGCAGCAGCAGCAUGGGGAUGCAGCACAACCGCAUCUGCACCACGCCCAGCAAGCAGCGGGGGCUGGGGGUUUGCAGCAGGGGGGCGAGGAGGGCACGCACAGGAAGCCGCUGAUGCUGGACCUGCAGAAGCCCCCGCGGGAGGUAGAGCAGCAGGUGGAGGAGAAGCGGGCUGGGCUGGCGCUGCCUCAGCCCAUGCAGGUGGAUGGGAAAGAGGGGCACAAGGAGUGGAGCCAGCAGCAGCAGCAGGAGGGGGUGGGGGGGGGAGGGGCGGCAGCUGAGGGGCCAGCCGAUGAGAGGAAAGGGAGCAGGGCCCUGGGAAUGCACCGCGAGCUGGCGUUCUUUGAGCGGGUGAAGGCGCGGGUGCGCAGCCGGGAGGUGUACCAGGAGUUCCUCAAGUGCCUCAACAUCUUCAGCCAGGAGAUCAUCGCCCGCGCCGAGCUGCAGAGCCUCGUGGGGGACAUCCUCGCCAAGCACCCCGACCUCGUCGAGGGCUUUAACGAGUUUCUAGCUCGGUGUGAAAACCUCGACUUCGAGACGCUGGAGUCAGCAGGUGGAGGGGCAAGGGUGAAGGUGGAGGAGGAGGAGAGGAAGGAGGCUGGGGAGAAGGAGAGGGAGCACGAGAGGGCUGAGACCAAGGAGAGGGAGAGGAAGGAGGUGGGGGAGCGCGAGCGGGAGAAGGAGAAGGAGCGAGAGAGGAAGAAGGAUAGAGAGAGGGAGCGGGUGAAGGACCAUGGACGCGUGGAGAAGGAGGCAGAGGAGCGGGAGAGGGAGGAGCGGGAGAGGGAGGAGAGAGAAAGGGAGGAGAAGGAGAGAGUUAAGGAGAGGGAGAGGGAGGAGCGGGAGCGGGAGCGGGAGCGGGAGAGGGAACGGGAGAGGGAGCGGGAGAGGGAGAAGGAGAGGGAGGCGAAGGAGCGGGAGCGGGAGCGGGAGGCAAGGGAGAAGGAGAAAGAGCGCGCAGCGGCAGCAGCGGCGGUAGCAGCAGCAGCCAAGUCAGUGGUAGUGAGGAAGGAGCAAGUGCAGUACAAGUCGAUCUGCGAAAUGGAUUUGUCGGCGGCUGAACGAUGCUCCCCCAGUUACCGCCUCCUCCCCAAACCACAAAUGCGGCCCGUGUCGUGCCAUCGCACUGAGCUGGGAAUGAAGGUGCUCAACGACGUGUGGGUGUCGGUAACCUCGGGCAGCGAGGACUACUCGUUCACUCACAUGCGCAAGAACCAGUACGAGGAGUCACUCUUCCGUUGCGAGGACGACCGCUUCGAGCUGGACAUGCUGCUUGAGUCCACGGCAGUGACGGCCCGGCGGGUGCAGGAGGUGAUAGACCGCAUGCACGGGAUGUCGGACGCGGAGCGGGGCGGCUUCAGGGUUGAGGAGAAUCUGACCGCCAUCAACAUGCGGUGCAUCGAGCGCAUCUACGGCGACCAUGGGCUCGACAUUCAAGAGCUGGUGAAGCGCACACCAGCAGUGGCGCUUCCGGUGGUGCUGCAGCGGCUGAAGCAGAAGCACGAGGAGUGGGUGCGGUGCCGGGCUGAGAUGAACCGCGUGUGGGCGGACGUGUACGCCAAAAAUUAUGCCAAGUCGCUGGACCACCGCAGCUUCUACUUCAAGCAGCAGGACAAGAAGAGCCUCAGCAUGAAAGGUCUUCUAUCUGAGAUUCGCGAGCUGAAUGAGCAGAAACACAAGCAGGACGAGGUAGUAGCCGCACUAGCUGUUCCCACUCGCCGCCCGCUCAUCCCCGACAUCCGGAUGGCGUACAGUGACUCUGCCAUCCACGAGGAUCUGCACGAAAUCAUCAAGUUUUCGACGGAGGAGGUUUGUAACUCGCCCGAGCAGUCGGCUAAAGUUAUGAAGCUGUGGACGGGUUUCAUUGAAAUGUUUUUGAACGCGCCCUCGGUCUGGUCGAAAUUUGUCGCCGAGGAGAAAGCUGCCCGGGACGCGGAGAAUGCUGCCUGCGAAGCAGCGAGGGCUGCCCGGGCAGCAGCUAAGAGACGAAAGAGGGGGAGGAGGGAGAGGGAGGAGGGGGAGGACGAGAGCAUGAGGUCUGAGGGGUCAAGUGCAGAAACUGAUAGCGCUGGGGAGGAGAAGAGGAGGCAGAGGAGGAGGAGAAGGGGGAGUGAGGGGCGGGAUGAGGAGGAGGAGGAGGGGAGAGGGGAGGAGGACGAGGACGAGGAGGCAGAGGACAGGGAGAGUGGAGGGGAGAUGGGAGAGGAGGGUGGGGAAGGGGGCGAGGAGGAGGAGGAGGAAGAGGAGGGGGGGAGAGGGUGGAUAUCGGGUCUGGGCCCCAAGGAGCGGCAGCACAGGGGCAAGAAAAAGUGGGGGCGGCACUGGCACAAGGCUUGCCGCCCCGUGGUGGCGCAUAGGGAGUCGUUUGAAGCAGCACGCAUAGGAGGAGGUGGGAUGCAGUUAGCAGUGACAGCAGCUGCAAUCGAGGGAGGAGAAGGGAGGGAGACGGAGAAGGAAACGGAGAAGGAAACGGAGGAGAGGGAGAAGGAGAGGGAGAGGGAGAGGGAAAAGGAGAGGGAGUUAUCGGAGGAGUUGUGGAGCAAAACGCAGGCGGAGGCGGGAGCGAGGCGUGUGAUGUAUGGCAACGACACCAUGUACAUGCUGUUCAGACUGCACCAUACUCUCUACGAGCGUAUUCUGAGUGCCAAGGUCAACGCCCGAGCCUCAGAGGAGAAAUACCGCGCUCUCAACCACUCAGACCCGCCUGACCUCUACGCCAGGUUCCUGGAGGUGCUGUACAACCUGCUGGACGGGCAGAUCGACAACACACGGUUUGAGGAUGAGUGCCGAGCCGCCAUCGGCACCCAGUCCUACGUGCUUUUCACCAUUGACAAGCUCAUCUACCGGCUGGUGAAACAGCUGCAAGCAUGCGCGGGCGACGAGGUGGGCGCCAAGCUGCAGCAGCUGCACGAGUACGAGGUGGCCAAGGGGGCGGGCGGCUAUGUGGACAUGGUGUAUCAGGCCAACGCUUGUGCGCUCAUGCACGACGACUCCUUAUACAGGAUUGAACUGCUCGCACAGCAACCAGGCGAGGGCGUGCUGACAGUGCAGCUGAUGGAGGGCGGGCCGGAGAAGGUGGAGGUGCCGGCAGCAGCCAUGGAGUCGGCGUUCCUCGAGUACCUCUGGCACUUCCUGCACUCGCCACCCGCGCAUGCGACCGACCGCGCCCACGUCUUCCUUGCCAGGAAUGUGAGAAAGGCGUCAUCAUCAACAUCCAAGAGGGGCCGCAGCAAGGAGGACGAGGAGAGGGCUGCUCUGGAGAGCGUGCUUAUACUGAAUGGGCUCGAGUGCAAGCUCUCCUGUGUCACCUCCAAGGUCUCCUAUGUCCUGGACACAGAGGACUAUCUCCUCCGCCACAAGAAGAAGCGACAACCCAAGAGUGCAGCUCAAGCACUCUCCCACAAGGCGCAGGGGACAGGUGGCACGCAGGGAUUGGCCGACCGCUCACAGAGGGCAGCCAGGCGGUUUACGGCGUUACCAGCAGUGGAUCUCUGCUGGAGUGCCCCCCGGCCUCGUCCUCUUGAGGGGUUUACCCUGCCUAAGUUAAACAGGCGGCUGGUGGAAGCAUACCUCCUUACUGUUGCUCCUCUCAGCACAUAAGGUUGAAUGGGUGGGGGUGUGCUGCAAUAGAAGAAAUUGCCAAGAGUUAUUAGGCCUUCGCUUGGCAGAAAAGGCACAGGGGCCCGUUAUCAGGAGCCACUGCAUUUUUGUGGCCCUAAAUUAGCCCUUAGAAUUAUAACCUCGUGUGACUUUAAGUUCUUUCGGUGCUGUGAUGAUUGCACUUGUGUCAGU
This is a messenger RNA of Closterium sp. NIES-67, 6669 nucleotides long. The record is from the annotation of a GenBank genome assembly. NCBI's taxonomy places the organism in Eukaryota, Viridiplantae, Streptophyta, Zygnematophyceae, Desmidiales, Closteriaceae.